GCGCUCUCUGCACUACACCACUGGUCGUUUCGGCGGAAGCGGAAGUGGAAGUUAUUUUUUUCUGUAGUCAUCGCUCGCUAGCUGCGGUUGCUAAAGCAGAUACACAAAAGAAAAAUCGUCCAUUCGUUUGUAAUUUUUGCUCAGACAUUAUUUUAUAAAGAUGCCUUUGGAAAACCUUGAGGAGGAGGGUCUGCCUAAGAACCCGGAUCUGAGGAUAGCUCAGCUGAAGUUCCUGCUCACCAUGGACGGUCACCGACAGGAUACCAAAGUGAAGACGGAGCUGAUGGAUGCCAUCAAAGCUAACAACAUGGCACCAUAUUAUGAAGGUCUGUGCAAAGAUCUAAAGUGGCAGCUAGACAAUGACCUUCUGAGUAAAAUGAAGAAGACCAAUGAAGAGGAACUAAAGCGAUUGGACGACGUGUUGGAGGACGCAGAGAAGAACCUGGGAGAGAGUGAGAUCCGUGACGCCAUGAUGGCCAGAGCAGAAUAUCUUAUCAGAAUUGGGGACAAGGAGAGCGCUCUGACAGCCUUCAGGAAAACCUACGACAAAACCGUGGCAUUGGGCCACAGGCUAGACAUUGUCUUCUACCUGCUGAGGAUCGGUCUCUUCUACAUGGACAGUGACCUCAUCACUCGCAACUCAGAGAAAGCCAAAAGCCUCAUCGAGGAGGGCGGAGACUGGGACAGGAGGAAUCGUCUAAAGGUCUACCAAGGUCUUUACUGCGUGGCCAUUAGAGACUUCAAACAAGCUGCAGAGCUCUUCCUCGACACUGUGUCCACCUUCACCUCCUACGAGCUCAUGGACUACAAAACCUUUGUCACCUACACCGUUUACGUCUGCAUGAUUGCCCUCAAAAGACCCGACCUGCGUGAGAAGGUCAUAAAGGGAGCAGAGAUCUUGGAGGUGCUGCACAGUUUACCUGCUGUCCAUCAGUAUCUGUUCUCACUCUACGAGUGCAGCUACUCUGUCUUCUUCCAGUCUCUGGCCCAGGUGGAGCAGGAGAUGAAAAAGGACUGGCUCUUUGCUCCUCACUACCGCUACUACGUGAGGGAGAUGAGGAUCCAGGCCUACAGCCAGCUGCUGGAGUCAUACCGCUCCCUCACUCUGGGCUACAUGGCUGAGGCCUUUGGUGUCAGCACGGAGUUCAUUGACCAGGAGUUGUCCAGAUUCAUCGCUGCAGGUCGCCUUCACUGUAAAAUUGACAAAGUAAAUGAAAUAGUGGAAACCAACAGACCCGACAGCAAAAACUGGCAGUACCAGGAAACCAUCAAGAAGGGUGAUCUUCUCCUGAACAGAGUCCAGAAACUGUCUAGGGUCAUCAACAUGUAAACCAACAUGGUGCCCAUGGUUCUCUUAGUUGCAGAAAACGUCAUUUACCCAAAACCUGUUUAUCCACCAACAAAAGAUGUGUGUAUAUAAUAAAAAUGUUUUGUUUAAAUGCUG
This is a messenger RNA of Cynoglossus semilaevis (tongue sole), 1444 nucleotides long. RefSeq names its product proteasome 26S subunit, non-ATPase 6 (gene psmd6). Gene Ontology annotation, cellular component: proteasome regulatory particle. The transcript is spliced from 8 exons. NCBI's taxonomy places the organism in Eukaryota, Metazoa, Chordata, Actinopteri, Pleuronectiformes, Cynoglossidae. The record is from RefSeq and is a predicted model, not a curated record. Gene Ontology annotation, biological process: proteasome-mediated ubiquitin-dependent protein catabolic process. The coding region runs from base 161 to 1330 and encodes 389 amino acids. Gene Ontology annotation, molecular function: protein binding.